UAACUUUCUUGGUUUAUAACAUCAAUUACAUGUUUGUAACUUUUAGAGUUCAUGGCAUUAAUCAUGGCAUUAAUCCUCAAUCAAUUCCGGGUCCUCUUAAUUUUACAUUGUUAAUUCAAUUUACGGUUAAAAAAUAUAGACGUCCAAUUAUAUGCCUGUUACUUUUCCAGAUUACAAAUGUGUUUAGAAAUAUACGUAUGUAUGUAGUAGAAUAGGUUUCUAGUUAAGGUAUGGACGAAGGGUUGCGAUUAUAAAAGUAUGUAUAAAAAAUUAUUUUGAAAGUAGUUCUAGAGCUUUUUGGGUCUGUUGUAAUUCUGAGCCUAGGACGGGCAGCAACUUUUGCUAAUAGGACAAUAAAGUGAUAUUGUUACGGCGGGAAAAAAAAUAAUAGCCCGUAUUACAGUCAAACUAAUCAAUCAAAAUGAAGGAACAAAAUGAGGGACUGUUCAUAACGUGGUGUUAAUACUUACGUAGCAGUGGUUUGUGAGAGGCUGCAGGUUUCAGUCUCCGUGGGACAUUAGUGGAGGAAGAGAAGGAGGAGGCGUCGUUAAACCUGCUUUAAUCCCUCUGUCCUCAAUCUGUGCCUGUCUGUGCCAGAGGAGCAGGGGGAGGAGACGGGACACUGUAUACGCCUCCGCUGCCACCAAACUUUAUCGAUAAGAGACGUAAAUAAUCCUGGAAAACGACUAGAAAGCUCAUUGUUUUUAUAAGAAGCUCUCAGGAAAUAUAAUUCAGUUAUUGACCUCAGUGGAGACCUUGUUUUUUUUACUCGGGGGUAAUUCCUGUCCUUUCCUCUGGGGAUUUAAAACAUUAGCUGCCACCGCGAUGAGCGCUGCUGCUGAAAACUCUGAGCCGGACUCCGACAAACUGGAGUCAGUGAUACAGACGCUGGAGGAGAGUGUGUUGUCUGAGGAGAAGAGGCUGACAGUCAGAGGACCUUCACCUGAUGCUUCUCCUACAUGUCUGCCGGCACGAGUGCGAGAGAUUGUCACCAAGAACCUCAGCGAAGGGAGUGCCAUGUCAUCAGUCAUGUCCCUGCAGGAGGAAAACAGAGUGCUGCAGGAAGAACUGGCCAGGUUGGAGGAUCUGCUGGCACACAGCCGAGCAGACCGCGAUGAGCUGGCCAUCAAGUACAGUGCCAUAAGUGAGAGGCUGGAGCAGACGCUACGUUUUGACACAGUUGACGGCGACCAGGACUCAUCACGCAGCCUGGCUCAGCAGAAUGUGGAUUUACGCCGACGACUGGAGGAGGAGCAGGCCGCCUACAAGAGGAAACUCACGGCCUACCAGGAGGGUCAGCAGAGGCAGGCGCAGCUGGUGCAGAGGCUGCAGGCCAAGGUGCUUCAGUACAAAAAGAAGUGCGGGGAUCUGGAGCAGAUGCUGCAGGAGAAGACGUCGGAGUUGGAGAAACACAGGCCGAACGGUUUUGGUGAAACAUCAAAUGGUCGCCAUCAGGACGAAUCAAGCAGCAGCUUAGAAGAUGCCCUGAUCCGUCUGGAGGAGGAACAACAGAGAAGCAGCAGUCUGUCUGCAGUGAACUCCAUGCUGAGAGAACAGUUGGAGCAGGCAGGUUUGGCCAAUGAGGCUCUGAGCCAGGACAUCCGCCGGCUGACUGUUGACUGGACCAGAGCCAGAGAGGAGCUGGACCAGAAGGAGUCUGACUGGAGGAGAGAAGAAGAGUCUUUCAACAGUUAUUUCAGCAGCGAGCACAGUCGGCUGUUGAUUCUCUGGCGGCAGGUCGUCGGAUUUAGGAGACAUGUCUGUGAAGUGAGGAACGCCACUGAAAGGGACCUGUCAGAAAUGCGUAACGAGCUGUCCCGGGUUUCCCACUCUGCUCACGUGUCCUGCUCAGGUCUCUCUGCCACACUCCAAGGCCGCGAGGGCGGAACAGUUCUGACUCUGGAACGAGAGAAAGCUCUGAGGGUCCAGCUGGAGCAGCAGCUGAGGGAGCGAGUGGCAGAGAUGAUGACUCUUCAGAUGAGAACAGACACAGAGAGGAGUGAGCUCAGUCUCAGGUUGUCAGAUUCAAUGCGAGAGCAGGAGAGACUAAACACUCAAGUGGAAGAGAGAGAAACGGAGAUCGCUGCGCUGACGAGGAGACUGGAGGAGCAGAGCGGUAACGAAGAGACUGAAAUGCAGAUGAUGAGAACUCACACUGAAACUCUGUUGGAGACACUGAGAGACAUCGCUCAGGUGACACGGACAAAGUUUAUAUUGACAGUGUUUCUAGUUGCUGCUUCCUAUGAUUUUUCAGUCCUUGCCCUCAUGCACAGCUCUCCUCCUCACCGCUAUUCCUCUCCUCUGAGGUCGUCCUCCCCCUCUCAUUAUUCUUCAACGGCUCUUCUUCUGCCAGAAGCAGCUCUCUCUGCUCUACGCUCCGCAGUCACAAACAAGACGCUUCAGCUACAGGAUGUUCGAGGUCGUCUGCUCUCGGUCCAGUCGUCAUUACAGCAAACGAGGAAGCAGCUUUCAGAGGCAGAUUCGGCGAGAAGGUCCACGGAGCAGCAGAACCAGGCGCUGGUCAGAGAGAGGGACGCUGCUCAGAGGGAGAGGGAGAACCUGCAGAAAGACAGGGAGCGUAUGAAGCAAGAGAGAGACACCUUGGCCACUGAGAAAGCGAGCCUGGAGAAAACGGUUCACGUAGCUCAGAGCAGCAACAGUAUCCUGCUGAUGGACUGUGAGCGGCUACAGCUGCAGGUCGCCUCCAUACAGAGAGAACGGGAUGAUGAGAAGGAGGAGAAGGAGGCGGCCAUUCAGGAGAGAGACCGGGCGAAGGCAGAGACUCAGAGGAUACAGAAGCGGUGGGAUCACAGCGAGAAUCGAGCCUCAGUUCAACGUGGAGAGUUGUCUGCAGUGAAGGAAACUCACCAGCAGGGGGAGGUUGAGAGGCAGCUCUUGGAGCGAGAGAAAGCCCAGUUAACUGAGGCUCUUUCAAAGGCCGAGACCAGUAAUGCAGAGUUGUCUCUGCUCGUUAACAAGCUGCAGUCUGAAGCUGCUGCUCUCAGGGACUCUCUGGACAAACUGGCCAACAUGAAUGAGAGCCUAGUCCUGGACAAAAGCAACCUCAACACCUUCAUACUGCAGCUGGAGGAGGAGAAGACCCUUCUACUGGCCCAGAAGCGGGAAACGGAGCAGGAGAAGUUCACCCUCAAAGAUGAGCUGGUCCGGCUGGAGCAGAACCGUCUGGAGCUGGACUCUGUACGCAUCACUCUGCACCAGUCACUGCAGGAUGUGGAGCUGAGCCGAACAGGCAUGGAGGCGGAGGUUCACAGUCUCAGGGCAGACAGGUUAAAACUGCAGGAGAGAGUCACCCAGCUUUGUGGCGAGGUGACCUCUCUGGGAUCAGAGUUAAGUCUUGCCAGAGGAGCAGAACAGAGGAACGAGGUGGCCCUGGAGGAGGUGGGCCGCGGUCGAGCGGAGCUGGCUCGGGAAAAAGCGGGUCUGGUGGUGCAGCUGACGGCCUCCGAGAGAGAAAACACCGUUCUGUCAGAGGAGCUGGCUGCUUUUAGGUCUGAGCGGGAGUCUUUGGAGACCAGUCUGUUUGAGGUGCAGCAGCAGCUUUCUCAGGUGGAAUCUCGCAGAGAGCAGCUGGAAAUAGAAAACCAGAGCCUCAGAGUACGCAGUGAAACCACUGCAGGUGAGCUUGCCUGCUCUGCCUUUCAGGAAGUCAUGCGACAGAGCCUGCUGACGGAGCACGAGGUCGCUCUGAGGAAACUCAGGCAGGAGAUGGAGGAUUAUCUCCACAGGGAGCAGAGAGAGAGGGAGGAGCUGCAGGACCAACUGAGUCGCUUCCAGCACGACAGAGAUCAGAGUCUGCUGCAGGCAGAGACUGAAAAACAACAGGCUCUUUUCCUGAAGGAAGGAGAGAAAACGCUUUUGACUGAGAAGGUGUCCAGUCUGCAGGCCGAACUCUCAGCCGCAGCCCUGGAGACAGAGAGGGUUUACAGGGAAGCAGCACUUUACAAAGAGCAGGAGCAGAUCAGAGUGAGUUCUCUGAACACUGAGCUGCUGGAGCUACGCUCCAAGCUGGAGGACGCAGCAACCGAUCACGAGCGUGAACUUCACAGUCUCAGAGAGACUUGUAAGGACUGUCAGUCACGUGCUGAUGUUGCCCUCAAAGAGUUAGAGCAGUGCAGAACUUCCCUCUCGGCGAGCAAGGACAGCAGGGACCAGCUGAGACGGGACUUGUUGGACAAGGAGCGGUGUCUCAGUCAAACUCAAGACGCAGCUGAAAACUACAGGAGGGAAAGCACAGACCUACGACGCAACCUCAGUGAUGUCAGCAAGGAGAAAGAUGCCCUCAGCCAAUCAAACGCUAACCUGAGAGAAACUCUGAGAAGUGCAGAAACAGAGAGGAUCAGUGUGAAACGACAGUGUGAAGAGAAGGAACAGAGGCUGGCUGUGCUUGAAGAGAGUUUUUCAUCUGCUCAGAAGGAGGUGACGGAGCUGCGGAGCUGCCUCAGAGAUGUGGAAAGAUCACGACUCGAAGCUCGGAGAGAACUCCAGGAGCUGCGGAGACAGCUGAAGGUUAUAGACGGGGAGAAGGAGCAAAAGUCCAGAGAGGUGGCAGAGCUGCAGACACGUCUCUCCCUGGAGGAGCACAGAGAGGGAGAAAGGGGGAAGGAUGUGUUCACUCUCAAACAGAAGUUAACUGAAGCUGAAGCUGCCAGAGCCUCCCUGAAGAAGGAGCUUUCCCUAAGUCAAAAACGUCUCCUGGACUCGGAGUCGUACUGGCGCGCCUGUGAGAGAGAGCUGACGUCUCAGCUGCAGGAGGUCCGCGGCUGCGAGAAGAAGCUCCAGGAUGAAGCUAAGAACCUGUCCCUGCGAGCUCAGACAGCUCAGGACAGCGCUGCUCAGUACAGCCUGCAGCUGAGCGAGGCUCAGGGCCGUCUGACCGCCACCGAGGCUGAGCUGACCCGAGCUGAGGCCGGCAGGAGGGAGCUGGAGUUCCGUCUGAGCGGUCUUCAGUCGGCUCUGACCCGUACGCUCGGCAUCGGAGCGAACAACAGAAGAGGUCGAGGAAGAAGCCCCGCAGGGAGCUCCACAUCUCCAGGCAACAUGUCGCGUCACCACAGCAUCUCACCGAUGCGUAACUCACUCUCGCCUCCUAAAGAGUUUCAAACUAGCACCCCAGACAACACUAUAGGCUCAGGAACAGCUUCUCCAGAGAGAGGCAUCACUCCUCUGCCCCUCCCUCAACCUGAGUUGGACAACGAGACCCUGAGAAGUGGACUGAGAGACUUCAUCCAGGAGCUGCGGGACGCACAGAAGGAGCGGAGUGAUGCUCGAUGUCAACUCGGGGUCCUGCAGCGUGAGGUGGAAGAGCUGAGGCGAGAAAGAGACUCCGCCCUGAGUCGUCUCACUCAGCUACAGAACGCAGUCCAAGAAUACCAAGAAGGACAGCGGGGUCUGGAGGAGCGUCUGACCACGACUCAGAUUUUACUGCAGCAGCAGGAGGAGAUGGUGAGGAGAGGAGACAAAGAGAGGAGAGCUCUCAGCGACAGAGUGAAGGAGUUGGAGCGACUGCUGCAGGCUUCUGAAGGAGACAGGAAACACAUACAGGAUCAGCUGAAUAAGCAGCGUGCGUCCGAAGCACGGGUGGAGUCGGAGAGGAAGCGUUUGCGGGACGCACUGGACGCCACUGAAGGUCGGGCCACCAGGGUGGAGCUUGGACGUCGCAGUCUGGAGGGGGAGCUGCAGAGACUCAGACUGAGCCUGGGAGACAGGGAGGUGGAGAACCAGGCCUCCCAUGAGCGCCAUGACUCCCUGCUCAAACAGGUGGCAGAUGGAGAAGUCCGUGUUUCGCUGCUGCAGAGGGAGGUGGAGCGGCUGAGUCAGGCUCUGGUCAAAGCUCAAGAAAGUGAAUCUUUGCUCAAAGAAAAAACACUGUCUCUGAACCACAGUCUUCAGGAGGCGACAGCAGCUCACAGCAGCACACAGAGUGGCCUCGCUGCUCUGCAGAAGACACUGAGUGUGACUGAGCAGGAGAAAAACCUGCUGCAGGAACGAAUGGAUGAAACAAGGGUAUCAUCGUCAGAAGCGAGGGCCAAAAUGGCGUCCCUCUCUGAGCAGGUCCAAAGUUUCCAGUACGAUCUGAUCCAGAGUGAGCAGAGACGGGAGAAGCUGGAAGCUGAACUCAACAACACCCGGGAGGUUCUGAAUCAGCGCUCGUCCGCCCUGGUGGAAGCUCAGCGCAGCACUCAAACGGCUCAGACAGAGCGGGCGUCUGCGGAGGAGCGACUUCGUGCGCUGCAGCGAGCUGUGGCCACGCUGGAGACUGAGAAAAAAGACGCUGAGCGUCAGGCUUCGAGGCUGGAGAAGGACAAAACUGCACUGAGGAACACGCUGGACAAGGUGGAGCGUCAGCGGCUGAAGUCGGAGGAGGGCAGCAUGAGACUGACGGCAGAGAGGAGUCGCUUGGAUCGCUCUCUGAACACAGCUGAACAGGAGCUGCAGGAGGCGCAGCAGCAGAUCCUGAUGCUACAGACUCAGCUGGCCGAGGUGGAGCAGUCUCACAGUCUCUGUGAAGGUUUGGGGAGGCAGCGUGACGAGGCUCAGCGGGAGGCAGAGAGACACAGGACAGAGAUCAGAGACAUGGAGCGCACCCUGGUGACCAGAGAGAGAAGUCAUCGGCAGCGGGUCAAAGGCCUGGAGGAGCAGGUGUCCACACUGAAGGAGCAGCUGCAGCAGGAGAUAAAGAGACGACAGCCGUCUCUUCCGUCGUCCAUCCUGUCGGCCGGGAACAAAGAUGUAGCUUAGAACCAAGGUGUCUCCAACCCAUGGUCCGGGGACCAGUGCCGGUCCGUAGGUUCCUUAUUUGGUACCGGGCGGCAGUGGGACACGGUGACAAAAAUGUACUUCAGUUUCACUAAUUUACUUCAUUCCAAAAAGAAUCCAGUCAUAUUCCUGUACUUUUUUUCAUUCAAAGAUAAUCUGACAGUGUUUCAAAACAACAGGUCAAAGGUCAUUCAGACUCACAGAAGGAAGUCUAGAAGAUGUUUUAUAUCCUUCAUUGAUGGAGCGGUGUUAGCGUCCGACCAUCACCAGCAUUCAGGGAAAACAUCUAGAGCAGUAUUAACCCUCCUGAUGUCACUGUGAAAAACAUCGUCUGUUUUAUAUUCUGUUACUCUGAAGUAACACCAGCGUGUGGAUUUCACGUUGUUUUUAUUUAUCUUUUAAUAUACUUUAAUGAAGAACACUCAACCUGUGGCUCACAGACCAGGACGUGCACUGAUGUCAUCAAACAGACUCAAAAACUCAAAUCCGGAAACUGAAGCUGUCGGUUUUCACUGUUUUUUUCCUCGACGCCUUUGCAUUUUCAUGAAGAUAAAAAUAAUUAGUAUCUCACAGGUGAAUAUGAGCUCAUUAAUGUUGACGAAACUACAAUUGUUUUUUUUGUAGUAACAGACAUAUUUUCAACUGACCUCCUGUAUAUUAUUCUUAGUAAAUAUUACUAGUUUACUUUACUGUUACAUAGAUGUAUUUUUAUUAACCAUUUUCAGUAAUUCCGUGUCAUUGUUGUGCAGUACUGCAGUGUUUUCAAUGACAAUCACUUCUAUAAUAUACUCUGAAGGUAUAAACUUUACGAAAACUGUUUUUAUUUUUAAAAAAUUAAAAUUAACUCACAACUAAA
Cynoglossus semilaevis (tongue sole) is the source of this 7633-nucleotide messenger RNA. It is a transcript of the gene crocc, whose product is annotated as ciliary rootlet coiled-coil, rootletin. The transcript is spliced from 36 exons. The coding region runs from base 826 to 6759 and encodes 1977 amino acids. The record is from RefSeq and is a predicted model, not a curated record. Lineage: Eukaryota; Metazoa; Chordata; Actinopteri; Pleuronectiformes; Cynoglossidae.